GUCGUGAUUGUACGACAUAUGGAGGGCAUAAUCAGUGACGAGAGAGGUGUGAGAAGGAGAGGGAGAGGAAUGUGUGGUGGGAGUUCUGCCAAUCAGGGAGUGCAUACUGCAGCGCAUACCGGAGUGCAUACCGCAGCGCAUACAGUAACCAUGUCGUCUUCUCCGUCGUCAUCAAGAUUUGGCGAUGGCGAUCGAGAGGCAGGUGGCCGUGCGGUGUCCCUGGACCGUCGGGCAGGGAUUAAGAAUCUGAUGAGGAAGAGUUUCAAGAUGGACAAUCUCACAGCACUCUUGAGGAGUAACAUUGCUCGUUGCCGAAAGCUGGACUCGAUCCGUGUACCUGUCCCGCUUCCUUGUGCUGUGUUCGUCAUGGCAGCGGUUCUACUCUUAGCUAUCCUGACCACGGCUGACGCGUGGGCGCUGCAGCCAUACCUUAUUCCCUCGAAUUCUAUCAGUGGACCGGGAAAGGUAGUAAGAAGAAGUGAUCUGGCGUUUUCGGACUCUCCAGGGAAACAGAGUGCACACUGCAACUCCUCUUCGUGUUCUCGGUCUUCGCCUUCGACUUCCUCUCCGCCAUCGCCCGCGAUGUCAGCACUGUCUUCUUCCUCUUCUUCUCCGGGUAAAGAAGACGACAGGGCCAUUAGCGAACGUGGGAUGGUGAACCGUAGCUCCGGAAGAGGCGGGAAGACAAUUAGCUCGAGGAUUGGCGAGAUGAAUUCUACCCUCCCUUCCUCUUCCUUCCCUGACGGGAACACUGUUCGCUUCCCUCCGUCCCCGUCCGCUUCUCCCUUCUCUUCUCUCUCUUCUCCCUCCUCUCCCUCCCUUUCGCCGUCAUCUGAUCGCCAGCCGGUAGGGCACAUAGCGAUCACAGGGAAACUGCUGCAGAACAGGUUGUCCGGUCUGUGCAUCCAGCCGUCUAGGCUGGCAGCUAAUCCAAAGAAGGAUAAGGGUUUACCGCCACGUCAGCGACGAUUCAAGAAAAUCAUGAACGCCAACGCAGUAGGGCUGCUUGAGCAAGUCCCGUGUGACGGAGAUGACGCGCAGCUAUGGUCGUCCGCCUACAAGACUGGUCCGAUCUGCGCGCAAUCGCGUGGUGGAGUUUGCAUCGCGAUGAUGGCUGGACAAGGGCAAGAAAGAAGAGAGGGCGGAGAAGGUAGAAGGACGAAGACGGCGAUGGUGGCUGGUCCUUCGACCAACCAGCGAUGGAGCCACGUGCUCACUUCCGACUACUACGGAGACGGUGGGUGGUUGUACCUGGAGGUCGACGCGGAGGGUGAGGACGAAGAGAGAACCGCGAGGACAGGAGGAGGAGGAGGAGGAGGAUCCAGCCAUGGCCUCGAGAAUCAGGAAGAGCAAGAGGCUGACAAGAUUCGUCGUCGUCUCUGCUUGGGCAGCCAGCGCACCGUUGGGUCUUGGGAAACGGUUUUGUCGUCUUGUGAUCCGGAGGACGACACUGUUGCAGCCGAGAUUCCCCAAAAGGAAAGUGACGACCUCAGCGUUAAAGCCCCGAACGAUUAUUCAACGCCAUCAGCCAGCAGGGAUGCGGUGAUGUGGAGGUACCUGAUGCGGCUACCGAAGCAGUGACGUCAACGCGAAAGCACGGGGAUGGUGGCUAGUGUAGAGGUACCUGAUGCGGCUACCGAAGCAGUGACGUCAACGCGAAAGCACGGGGAUGGUGGCUAGUGUAGAGUGACACAUCGGCGCCCAGCGAGGACUGAUGACGUCAACGGAAAAGCACGGAAGCUUUGACGA
Molecule: messenger RNA, 1749 nt
Organism: Chara braunii
Lineage: Eukaryota; Viridiplantae; Streptophyta; Charophyceae; Charales; Characeae
Source: the annotation of a GenBank genome assembly